Messenger RNA from Periophthalmus magnuspinnatus, 1198 nucleotides. RefSeq names its product FAM3 metabolism regulating signaling molecule C (gene fam3c). The record is from RefSeq and is a predicted model, not a curated record. Lineage: Eukaryota; Metazoa; Chordata; Actinopteri; Gobiiformes; Gobiidae. The transcript has 10 exons. The coding region runs from base 99 to 776 and encodes 225 amino acids.
GCUCUUUGCUCUGAUAACAUUGACAGACGCGCACAUGAACCGAAACUCAUACCUUUUUCUGGGAAACUAAACGACUUUGAAGACAGACCUUUGACAGGAUGGUCAGAGCAAGUGGUGUUUUUAAGUUUGCAACGAUAGUGUUCGUUUUCAUCAUAGCGAUCUUUCUGACAUUUCAACUAUUAGAUAUUGAUUUGGAUUUUAAAAUACGUGAUAUACUUGCAAGGUCUGUCCCAAAUGAACCCACGGUCAAACCUUUUAGGGUCAAGUGUGGCUUGGUCCGUCAGUGUCCCAAUAGUCACUUUGCAUUUAAGAUGGCAAGUGGAGCAGCCAGUGUGGUGGGGCCGAGGAUCUGCCUAGAAGACAUAAUAUUGAUGAGUAGUGUUAAGAACAAUGUAGGGAGAGGAAUCAACAUCGCCCUGGUGAAUGGAAAGACGGGGGAACUUUUGAAGACGGCCUCCUUUGACAUGUGGGGCGGAGAUGUUGCGCCUUUAAUUAAAUUCUUGAAGGAGAUUGAAGAUGGCACUGUGGUGCUGAUGGCCUCAUUUGACGAUCCUGCAACAAAACUGAAUGAUGAAGCACGACAGCUCAUUGCAGACCUGGGCAGUACGGUAAUCACACAGUUGGGCUUCAGAGAUAACUGGGUCUUUGUGGGUGGUAAAGGAAUCAAAACCAAGAGCCCAUUUGAGCAGCACAUUAAGAAUAGUGCAGACACCAACAAAUUUGACGGAUGGCCUGAGGUUUUGGAGAUGGAGGGCUGCAUACCGCAAAAGUUUUAACCUGAAGGGCUGAGCCGCUGUCCCAGUGCUGUGGCCUUAUUUGAGCAAAUGGCUCUAUCCAAACACAAACAUAAGAGGACUCUUUCAAUGGGACUCAUUGUUGUUCACAUAGUAGUACCUGUUGGAAGGCCUGCAGAACUUGCACUGUUAUUGACAGAAAGGGAUACUUCUUAACUGGCAUGUUGAUUUCCCUCCUAAUGUUUUAUACCUAUUUAAUGUUUGACAUGUUUAACCUUUAAAGCCUUAAACCAAUGUUGUGCUAGGGACCUGUUUUUCCAUUUAUUCUGUUCAGUUUGUAACUUAAUUUUUGGGAAUAAGGGUUUAAUUUUUACAGAAAUACCAAAAUCACUGUGUUAAUUGUAAAUAUGUGUAUCCAAGAAAUUAAAUACAUUAUUUCAGAAGAAAUAAAGAAUGUAUAAACU